ACACCCUGAACCGGUUGCCAGCCAAUCGCAGGGCACACAGAGACAAGUCGAAGUCAAGUCAAAGUCAGCUUUAUUGUCAAUCCCUUCAUAUGUCAAGACACAUAAAGAAACCGAAAUUCCGUUUCCUCCAUCCCACGGUGACGAGACACAGUACACGAUAAACAUACAAUUAGACGACACAAAAUAAAAACAAGAAGGCACAAACAAUAAAUAAUAGAUAAUAAAUAAAUAAAAUGUGAUGAAUAAAUAAUAAACAAAUAACCCAAUAAAUAAGAGGAGCAAAACUGAGCCAGUGUGCGUACAGCAGACAAACAACCAUUUGCACUCACACUCAUACCUAGGGACAAUUUGGAGUCUUCAAUCGGCCUACCAAGCAUGUUUUUGGGAUGUGGGAGGAAACCGGAGUGCCCGGAGAAAACCCAUGCGGGCCCGGGGAGAACAUGCAACCUCCACACAGUGAGGGCCGGAGGUGGAAUCGAACCCGCACCCUCCUAACUGUGAGGCGGACGUGCUAACCAGUGCCUCACCGAGCCGCUCCACAUGUUCAUAUUAGUUUUUGGGCACCCACCGUACCAUUGCCCUCGUCUCCAAAGCCAGGGGAGAAUGUCGGGGAAGAAGGAAUUUGAUGUGAAGCAGAUCCUCAGGCUCCGCUGGCGCUGGUUCAGCCACUCGUCCCAAGGUUCGGCAGGAAGCGGUAGUGUCGGCGGGAUAGGAGGUUACAUUCAGCAGGAUGGCACCGACCACAGGGGGACCCCGGUCCAGGGCCGGCUCAAGAGCCAUUCCCGGGAAAGGGGUGGAGGAGGACUUAGGAAGUCAAGCAGCCCGGCCCACAGUAUCCUGGCGCCGACGCCGGGACCCACUCCCAUCAGUGUCAGAGCGGGUCAGCAUUCAUGGCAGCAACAACAGCAACACACCGUGCCGGGCCUUCAGGUCAAUGAGGACACGUUCAAGAGGGCUUCCUCACCCAGCACCACCAGGAAGGAGGACCCCAACACGGGCAAAGAAGAUGUAAAGAGCAGCAAGGAAGAACCUGCAGAGAUGGAGGCCAGAGAGAGGUUGGCUCUGAGUACCUUCACCAGAAUGAACACCAACUCCUCUGACGAAUUCUUCCAGGCCACAAAUCACGCUGAGCAGACCUUCCGCAAGAUGGAGAGCUACCUGCAGCAUAAGCAACUCUGUGAUGUGCUCUUAAUAGCAGGCGAUCACAGGAUACCAGCUCACAGACUGGUUCUGAGCUCCGUCUCCGACUACUUUGCUGCAAUGUUCACAAGCGAUGUGAGGGAGGCCAAACAGGAGGAGAUCAAGAUGGAGGGGGUGGAUCCGGAUGCCCUCACCUCCCUAGUUCAAUUUGCCUACACUGGUGUCCUUGAGUUGAAAGAGGAGACCAUUGAGAGUUUAUUGGCGGCAGCUUGCCUCUUGCAGCUCUCACAAGUCAUCCAGGUUUGCUGCAACUUCCUGAUGAAGCAGCUCCAUCCCUCCAACUGCCUGGGUAUACGCUCCUUUGCCGACGCGCAGGGCUGCAUGGACCUUCUUAACGUGGCUCACAACUACACCAUGCCUUCUCACUCAGGAUCUUCAUCUGUCUGUCUGUCCUGCUCUGUGUCCAACUAGUGUCGCCCAAGUCCUCUGGCUCUCUGUGUGGUGCUCUCAACUUGCUUCUUCCAGCUCUCGCAACAUCAUCAUCUCAUCUGGCUCUGUCUUACUGUCUGUCUGAUUGUUAUUCAUCUUUAUGGUGCAGAAAUGUAGUCCUAGACCUAUUUUCUCUUCAUUUUUACCUAUCGACAAAAAUCAAUGAUUCACAACAUGUGAGUCUAUAAAUCAAUAUUCUUGAGGCUACUGUUGCUGGUUUGCUUUUAGUGUUGUGGUGACGUUAACGAAUGUGACUGAGAAGAAGGUUGAAUGUGCCUACGGAAAAAACGCAAGCCACAUGCUGACCACCUCUGUAAAACCGAUCCAGAACUACCAAUGAUACCAAAUAUUGGCGAGUGUACGGUAUGAAUGAAUACUUAACCACAAAUACGCAAAUUGAUCUAAAAAAGCUGGUGUGGUGAAUACAUUUUUACAUGGAGAGUAUAAGCAUUUUAAACACCACACACUUCAUUUUACAUUAUUUCAGUCACAGUAAUAAUAUAAUGACAAUUUGGUGUUGCGUAUGAAUGAUGACGAGUGAGCGUUUCAUGAGACCCUCUGCAUUGCUUGAGUGAAUCGUACAUCCUGUGCUUCAAUGCAAUUGUAAAAAAUAGUGCAUGCAUACUUAAAGACAACAUAUCAAAAUAAAAUGUAUAGUUAUAAUGACAUUUCAAAGUGCUUAUGAAAAUAUGCAAUUCAAACUCUUAAAAUAAUGGUGAACUCAAGUAAUGGCUCUUUAUAUAAAUGAAAUGUAAUCCGAUCAAUUUUCCAUUUCUACGACAGACUUAUUAAGUACAUGAUAAAUAGUAACAUACACAUGGAACCUUACCUCCUUUCCACCUAACAGUCCUUCGCAGUGAGAGUUAGUAGUUGACACUCUAUUUUCUUCCCCACUGUAAUUCUGCCACAGUCUCCAUUUGACAGCUCAGUGUCAAGCAGCUCCUUUGGCAUCCUUGCAGGUUGGCCAUGGAGACAGAGAGGCUAAGGACAAAUAUCAAGGUGAGGAAACAUCAGAGGCAAAGACAGGCCAAAUUGGUUGAAUGCAUUGGGGCAAAAAUAGUUGCAGCUGACAGGUGAUUUAGCUAGACUCAUAAAUCAUACAUAGAGGUGAAAUCAGAUUUAAAUAGAACUGCGUGUACAACGGAUAUUAUCUAAACGAGGUAUGAUAAGAAUAUAUUAACGUAUAAAAAACACAAAGAAGUUUGUCUACUAGACUAAACAGCAUUUCUGUACUAUAUACAUCCGAUGUUAAAAAUAUCCAAAAAUGUCCAAAUAGUCCCCAAAUACUAAUUACCGUAUUUUCCGGACUAUAAGGCGCACCGGACUAUAAGGCGCACCUUCAAUGAAUGGCCCAUUUUAAAACUUUGUCCAUAUAUAAGGCGCACCGGACUAUAAGGUGCACCAUUAAUGCAAUCACAAUUUAAUAACUUGAAAUGGUGAAAACAAUAACAAUAUAUCAAUAAUGCUAAUAUCACACAACACCCAAAAUAAACAUGUAAAGCUUACUUUAAUAAGUGCAAAACAAAAUAGUCAGAUAGAUCGGUAAACUUAGAAAGGUAAAGUUCCAUCCAUCCAUCAUUCUCUAUUUGGUCCAUAUAUAAGGCGCACCGGACUAUAAGGCGCACUGUCGGCUUUUGAGAAAAUUUGAGAUUUUUAGGUGCGCCUUAUAGUCCGGAAAAUACGGUAGAUGAAAAAAAAAAAUACAUUUAUUUCACAGUAGAUUAAGUAGAUAAAUGUCUUAUAUUAUAAGAUAAAUGUCUUAUAUUAUAUAAUAGCGGUUUCACACAGUAUGUAGACUCUGCAACAUGGAAACAAUAAAAGUGUACCUCCGGAAUGCUAAAUUGCAACAUAACGUGAGGUCUUGUAUGUUUUCAUUAAAAUAAGUGCAUUUUAUUCAUGUAUUAUUGAAUUUUAUUUCAAUUUUAAUAAUUGAGAUUUAUGUUUUAUAUGCAGCACUUUAUUACAACUGUGAAUGUUGCUAAAGUGUACUAGAAGUUGAGUUGGGAUAUUUGAUAAAUUACCAUAUAUUGUUUUCAGUCUACCCCCCCAAAAUACUACUGUCAAUUCCAUAGUCUUUUCAUAACAAUUACUAUUUGAAAUAAAUGUCAUGGAAUGCCCGUGCGAUCCCCGUGGGGACAAGCGGUACAGAAGAUGGAUGGAUGUCAUGCAAUGCUACAAAUUCCUUUGGAGUUGAGCACUCAUCCUCUUUGUUACCAUCCCCUAUUUUGAGACUAGUUGCAUUCAAAUAACCUUUCAUAACCUGUAAAGAAAUGAAAUGAAGAUGUCUCAGUUAUGUUUAUCAUCUAUUGUUUUGUGAAGAGAAUUGGUUGACAUGCACAUAUGAAUAGAAAUGAAAAGUUUGAUGCCUUCAGUUGAUCUAAUUUAUUUCAGCAGCUGCCAGUAAGAGAUACCGUGUAGCUGCACAUUGAUUAGUGCAACCAGCUCAACCUGGAAAUGGAAUUCCUGUUACAUUUUAGAAAGAAAUAUUUGCAUUGGAUUAAGAUUCAUACACAUGCUUGUCAGAUAAGGUCUUGGCUGGCCAUGCAGGAGUGACACAGCUGGGUAUUUGUUAUCUCCUAAAGGACAUCUGCUCAGCCUGUUUACAAAGCUGGCUUCCGGGAUCAGGAGGUUAAUCUAAUCAUCAAACUGCACAGGAUGGCUGAACUUCCUGUUCAAUUGCUUUGGUAAUGAGGAGAAAAAUCUGUGGACUUCCUGGAAGUCUGUAUCCUACUUUAGCAGUGAAGAUAGUUUUGUUUUAAUAACCUUGUUUUUUCCUCAAAGUUUGUAUCUGAAGUUUGUAUAUCAAUUUAGAAAUGCUCUUUUAAUUGUGUCUUAAUUCAUGCACCUUAACUUUAUUAUAAUUUAAAAGGCGAUUUACUCAAGAGCAGGUAUUUAUCGGCAUGUCGAAGACAUAAAAUACAUGACGAUAAUUAAACAGUUUGUGAGAGGUCCGACCAAUUGGAGAGUGAAAACCACUUUUAAACUCUGCCGAUAAAAAUGCUAUUAAAACAGUAAAUAAAACAGUGGAAUAGCAUUAUGGUGUAACAAGUCACACUUAUAAGCCUUAUUCACAUUGAUACAAAAAAUAGUAAGUGAUACAAAGUGGGUUAUCAAAACUAAAAGUUACUUAGUAGGCUGUGCCGGACAAGAUAAAGGCAAUGCAGUGUCGCUCUCACUUCAUUUAGGCAUCCUAAAUCAGUAUCCAAGUAGAAAAGAAACACUGAAAUGCAUGUUGUUCAUGAAAUCUAAACUCAUCAAUUAAUUUCUAACCUUAGAAUUUGCUAUUGUUACUACUUUUAAUGUAUUCAUAAACAGCGUGAUUAAAGGCGGUAAUUUGAUUCCUACAAAUUGUGGCUUGCUAGCCUCAUGACUGACUACAGCUUGGCCUGGUGAGGUUGUUCUGAUUCUCACCUCUCAAUUGUGCUCUGAGGAGAAGCCCCAAUCUCUCUGUUUGUAAAAAAAAUGGGUUUCUAUAGUAAUGGUAUGGAUGCUAUUUGCAAAACAAAGUCAAAUAUGUUCUUCUUAGCAGCAAUUAUUUGUUUUAUUUCCGGAUAAGUCUGGAACAAUUCGAUUUUUAAAGAAGCACUCCAAAUAUUGCCAAAUAUUUGAAGCCAAAAUUUCAUAUAUUGGAAAACCUAUCUAAUACGGGGGGGAAAAAGAAAGCCUAGCUCUGUGUCAAUGGUGAAUGGUGACGUUAUUACAUUAGUUGGUCGUUUAAAUACAAUAUUAAAUUUUUCUCUCGAGUGUAAUUAGACCAUUUCCCAAGCACUCUGAUAUGCAAAAUCAGCAUGAAACUUAUUGUAUUUACAUGUAACUUAUGCCUCUUGAUUGAGAAGCAAGUCACCUACUUGUUCUUCUUUUCACCUAAGGAUACAUUACAAGUUAUGAUUAGUGCACUGGCUAUGUUGUAUCUUUUGUCCAAAGCAGAAGAUAUUAAAGAGUUAAAGCAAACAAAUAUUUUUG
Syngnathus typhle (broad-nosed pipefish) is the source of this 5592-nucleotide messenger RNA. RefSeq names its product kelch-like family member 4 (gene klhl4). The record is from RefSeq and is a predicted model, not a curated record. NCBI's taxonomy places the organism in Eukaryota, Metazoa, Chordata, Actinopteri, Syngnathiformes, Syngnathidae. The coding region runs from base 541 to 1611 and encodes 356 amino acids. The transcript has 5 exons. Gene Ontology annotation, molecular function: protein binding.